GGCACAAGGGAAUAGACCGACUAGUGAGACCUUAUUAUGAAACUUUGAAGAUAAAAAAAAGUCUCAUUUCUUAUUUGUCGUGUUAAGGACUUGAAAAAGAAAAUAAAAAUAAAAGUCUCAACUAAAAUACCCAUCUUUUCACAAAAUAUUUUUCUUAGAGACUUUCUUAUUUUUUAGUCUCAUUAUCUAUUUUCAUUCCCUUUAGACAAAUAUAGACUUGGACCUUUUUUCUGAAACAAAAUACCAUUCCCUCCUUCAAAAUCCCCGGGGAGAUUCUCUAACGACCUUGCUCAAUCAAAAGAAUUCUAAUUAGUAAAUUCACGUGAAGAUCACGUGAGCACGCAUUACAAAAAACUCUAUUAACAUCAAACCUUAGCUGAUUCAGCCUUUCAAAUUAUUUGCUGACUCAGCUGCUACGUCUAACUAACUAGUAACUAACUUUUUUUUUGGGAAGUUCUAACUAACUAAAUCUUAGCCAGGCUACUCUCUUCAGGUUAACUAAUUAACAAUAAUAAUAAAUACCACCUCCUUGUCCUUUUACUAAUAAAAGUCUAAAAUCAUUUCAGACAAUCCGAUCCUCCGAAUUAUAUAUUUCCUUGAACCUUAAAUUAGGGUUAAUCAGCCAUGGAUACCGAGUUAACUCGAGCGACAGUCCUCUGAAUUAGAGUAUAGUCUUUGUGAAACCAUAAACUGAGUCAUCCGUGGGUACCGAGUUAACUCAGACGAUUACCCUCUGAAUUAGGGUUUAAAUUAGAGUUAAUCUUCGUUAAACCCUAAAUGGAGUCAGCCAUGGAUGCCGAGCCAAUUCAGUUUCAGCAAUCUCAACUAGCAUCUCUACUCGGCCCUGAAUCGGCUCCAUUUGAAAUUCUCAUUUCUCAUCUAAUGUCCUCUUUAAAUGAACAAAGAUCUCAGGCUGAAAUUGCCUUCAAUCUAUGCAAAGAAACCAAUCCAGAUUCACUAACAUUCAAACUUGUUAGUACUCUUCAAUUCUCUUCAAAUAAUGAAAUCCGCGCCAUGUCUACUAUCCUCCUUCAUAACCUUUUUACUCGCUCCAAAAUCUGGCCUCAACUUUCCCCUGCUUCUCAAUCUUCGUUGAAAACUGUCCUUCUUGAAUGCCUUCAACGCGCAGAUUGCAAAACUAUCACCAAUAAAUUAUGUGACGUCAUUUCUGCACUCGCUUCCACAAUCGUUCCUCAUAAUGGUUGGCCUGAGAUUCUUCCUUUUUUAUUCAAUUGUGUUUCUUCUGAUGAUGUUAAUUUGCAGGAGAGUUCUUUCUUGAUAAUUGCUCAAUUGUCUGAAUCAAUCGGCUAUACUUUAAUUCCUUACAUUAAGGAUAUUCAUAGCGUUUUCUUGAAUUGUCUUGCAAAUUCUAAAAGUUUUGAAGUUAAAAUUGCAGUGAUGUAUGGCGCGAAUAAUUUCAUCCAGUGUAUUAAAAAUUCUGGUGAUAAAGAUUCGUUUCGGGACCUCUUGCCUGCAAUGAUGAACAUUUUACCUGACGCUUUGAAUGCUUCUCAAGAAUCUACUGCUCGGGAGGCAAUUAUUGUGUUGAUAGAGUUGGCAAAAUCCAAUCCUCGAUUAUUAAUAACGAUUCAGAUCGGGAAACUGGUUGAUUUUAUGUUGCAAAUGGCAAGAGCAGAGCAAUUGGACGAGGGAACAAGACAUUUGGCUAUUGAAUUUGUUAUCACUAUUGCUGAGGCUAGUGAUCAAGCUCCUGGGAUGAUGAAGAAGUUGUUGGAAUAUGUCAGCGUAUUGUUUGAAAUACUGAUGAAAAUGUUGUUGGAUAUUGAGGAUGAUCCUGCUUGGUAUAGUGCUCAAGUUGAAAACGAGGACGCUGGUGAGACUAGCAAUUACAUUGCCGGUUUAGAGUAUCUCGAUCGAUUAUCGAUUGCUUUCGGUGGUAAUUCAAUUAUUCCGGUGGCAUCGAAGUUUUUUCCCGUGUACUUGGCAGCUCCUGAAUGGCAGAAGCAUCAUGCUGCUCUUUUGGCAGUUGCUCAAAUUGCUCGUGGUUGCUCAAAGGUGAUGAUUAAAUGCUUGGCACAAGUGGUGAAUAUAGUUCUAAAAUCAUUUCAAGAUCCCCAUCCACGGGUAAGAUGGGCAGCUAUUACUGCAAUUGGGGCGUUGUGUACUGAUUUUGGACCGGGUUUACAGAUGCAAUAUCAUCAACAUAUUCUUCCAGCAUUGGCUGGUGCUAUGGAUGAUUUUCAACAUCCUAGAUUACAGGAACGUGCUGUUUCAGCUGUGAUUAGUUUCACUAAGGACCUUACUUCCGAUAUUUUAACUCCUUACAUGGAUGGGAUAGUCACUAAAUUACUUGCUCUUCUACAGAAUGGCAAACAAUUGUUUCAAGAGGAAGCCUUGACUGUGUUAUCAAUGAUUCUUUAUCCUCCUAAGGAACAUUUCCAAAAAUAUUACGAUGCUGUCAUCCCUUACUUAAAAGCUAUCCUGAUAAACGCAACAGAAGAAUCUAACCAAAUGCUAAGAGCAAAAGCAAUAGAGUGCAUUAGUUUCAUCGGUAUGGCUGUUGGCAAGGAGAAAUUCCAGGAUGAUGCUAAACUGGUUAUAGAAAUGCUGAUAUCACUACAAGGAUCUCUAAUGGAAUCAGAUGAUUUAACAAGUUACAUUCUACAGGCGUGGGCUAGACUUUGCAGUUGCCUGGGGCAGGACUUCGUUCCUUACAUGAGUGUUGUUAUGCCGCCUCUUCUUCGUUCUGCACAGCUUAAACCUGAUAUGAACCUCACCUAUGCUGAAUCCGAUAAUGCCAUUGCAGACUCUGAUAAUUACACUGAAGACUCCGAUGAUGAGAGGAUAGAGAUAAAGACCCUUCUCUUGGAAGAGAAAAAAUUAGCAUGUAACUUGCUAUAUUUUUAUGCAUGUAAAUUGAAGGAAGGGUUUUAUCCUUGGAUCAAUGAGGUGGCACCGACUCUCGUCCCCCUACUUGAAUUUCAUACUAACGAAGAUAUACGAAGGGAUGCUGUUUUGGCUAUGCCAGAACUUUUGCUUUCUGCUAAACUAGCUAUGGAGAAAGGGCUUGCUCAAGGUAACUAUGUCAAGCAGUUAUCUGACUACAUUGUACCAGCUUUGGUGGACGCUCUACACAAGGAGAAUUAUAUGGAAAUUCUUGAUUGCAUGUUGGUUGCCUUGAAUAAGUGUAUACAGAUUUCUGAAACCCUAUUGGAAGAAGACCAAGUCAGAGCCAUUACAGAUGCAAUUAAGAAAGUCCUAUCUGCUACUUCUUUAAGAAAAGAAUUUAGAGCCUCCAGGACCAGUGCAGAGAACUUUGACGCUAAAAAAGGAGACCUACUGAAAGAAGAAAGUAAACAGGAAGUGAAGCUUUUUUACCAUGUAGGUAAAAUCUUGGAAACAUUAAUCAAAACAUUUAAGGUCUCCUUCUUACCCUUCUUUGAGGAGCUGACAUCAUACCUGCUACCUAUGUGGUUUGCUGAUAGUAAUCUCUCUGACAAGCUAAGGAACGGGUUCAAGAUUCCAAUCACAUAUGACAUGUUGUCCAUAUCUAGUUGAUUUCUAUAAUAUCUUGAUUAUUGCUUUAUAUUACUCGUCCUUGGGUUUUUAGAUUUACUAGUAACCGAGUUGGGCUAGUGACCCUAGUUGAUCGUAAACAAAUGUGGUAUGUUAUAGAUUGUCUGUCUCAAUACCUGUUUGUAAAUAGCACAUGUUUUUCUUAUGAAUGAUAGGAUAAUGGUUCUGAAAUGGCAAUUAAGCCAAAAUUUGCAUUUUUCAUAAAUUGAAAGGAGGUUGUAACAUGUUAUGGUGAUCAUCAAGUUGUCUUCAUAGAGUCGAGAAGGAUGGUUGUUAUUGCUAAGCUAUAAUCCCUGCUCACCUGACUUUAGUCUAGUUUUGACAAUUUCAUUUAAUGGUUGUUUGAUUUGAAGGAGGGGAAAGGAAUCGAAAGAACAAAGGAAAAAAAGAUAACUCUCCCCAACUGUUCUUCACCAUAUGUAAGCCUUAUCAUUAAUCAUAAUACCCUUUCACCUUUCAGAAAAGUUGAAAUUAAUCAUACUACCCUGAUUUAUCCUUGUACUAUUUGAAAUUAUCUGGCCGUCACAUCACCAAACUCUUGAUUGAUUCAACCAUGAAAAAUCAUAAUGAAAGCUUCAGAGGUUAAACUAAAAUAAUUUCACUUAGUGUUUGUUUCUUUGUUAAUGGUGGUAACCUGGUUGGUAGAUGUUUCAGGCUGUCUGCUGCUGCUCGUGGUGGUUGGUAGACGAAGAUAUUAGUGACAUCUGAUAGAUCGCAUCUGUGGUAGGAACAGUGUGUUGCUGUUGCCUGUUAGUCGGUUGUUGUUCUCUGGUAUUUCCAUUGGUGGAGCUGUAGAGGUGGAUGUUGAAAAAAAAACCCACAUGUAAUUUCACAUCGUAGAAUUAGCUAAUGGUUUUAGAAUGAAGCCUCAUCGGGCUUGUGUAAAGUCAAUUUUACUCCUGUCCAGGUCGUAUUGUGUACAAGUCCAAUGACAAAUUUAUCAUUGGAGUCCAUGAUUUUUAAAGUAGAGGGAUUGUGGAGAGCUAUUACUCGUAAAAUGAGUUAAAAAAUUCAGAUAAUUAUAGCCAAACAAAACUAGGAAAAACUAACUCCUCAAUUAAACCCCUUCCCUCAAUUACACCCCUUCCUUGAUCAAACAGUUAACUGGAAUUGUUCUCAAGCCGGCUUAUAACUUGUUCUCACUUUUUGUGUACGUCUUUGAACGUUAUAGUUCUUGUUAAGCUUAAUCAUCCAUUCCCUAAUGAUGUUAGUUAUUAUUGAACCGAAUAGAAAAUUACAAGCGUGUCACCUAAUACAAACUUCCACCGUUUCAUCUAGGGGAAAGAUAAAACAGCAGGAGAACGAAG
Messenger RNA from Amaranthus tricolor (Joseph's coat), 4844 nucleotides. RefSeq lists its product as uncharacterized. Gene Ontology annotation, cellular component: nucleus; cytoplasm. Gene Ontology annotation, biological process: protein import into nucleus. The record is from RefSeq and is a predicted model, not a curated record. Gene Ontology annotation, molecular function: nuclear import signal receptor activity; protein binding. The coding region runs from base 778 to 3519 and encodes 913 amino acids. NCBI's taxonomy places the organism in Eukaryota, Viridiplantae, Streptophyta, Magnoliopsida, Caryophyllales, Amaranthaceae. The transcript is spliced from 14 exons.